UCACAACUGUGAAUCCGACAAUCCGUUAGUCCAGCCCCGAGGCCGAGUCCCCGAAUCGCUCGCCAGCAGACCAAUGGCCCCCAAUCACCACGACCUCGAGCAAAUCCGCCAGCAGAUCGUGCUGGCCAACAUCCAGGAGCUGAUUCAGAAGAUGACGCAUCGGUGCUUCAACGCGUGCAUCGUGCUGCCGGGCCUGGAGCUGCGCUCCUCGGAGCGCGACUGCCUGUCCAACUGCAUGGAUCGGUUCCUGGACUCGGUUCAGGUGGUGUCGCGCCAGUACUUCCGGCGCCGGCGCCGCCAGCAGCAGUUACGCAUGGCCUCCUCCGCAUCCGCAACCGCAUCCGCAUCCGCUUCGGCAUCUAGUGCUCCCACCGACGAGAGAGGGAAGUGAAGAUGAUGAUUAGGUCCAAGGGACAAACCGACCGAUGAAUGUUGCAGAUGGCCAUUUUGGUCCUUCCAACCACAAAACGGAGCAGUCCGUCCCCCCAAUCUCCCCCC
Drosophila rhopaloa is the source of this 498-nucleotide messenger RNA. RefSeq names its product mitochondrial import inner membrane translocase subunit Tim13. Bases 74 to 391 code for a protein of 105 amino acids. The transcript has a single exon. The record is from RefSeq and is a predicted model, not a curated record. NCBI's taxonomy places the organism in Eukaryota, Metazoa, Arthropoda, Insecta, Diptera, Drosophilidae.